GUUUCUUGGAGGUCAAAUGAUGGAGGUACUUUAGUGUUUGAUGCUAUAUUAUAUUUAAACGACGAGUCACUGAUUAAAUGACCACCAGAGAUCGAAUGCACAUGCGUAAACUGUUGUACACCGUCGCGUAUUUAUCGUAGACCCAGACAUAAUUAAACAUAUUUACUGCGUAUCAGGGUAUCGCGUACCGUCUAUGAUAUUGAUUUAUGAGCUAAACUGAUUCUUGUGUCAAUAUCACGGUUGAGCGCUCGAGCGUGUUAAGUUUGUAUAGUUAAAUCAUUAAUUACGGUAAUUACGAAUAACAUAACAAUCAAAUAUCACGAAUACUGCACGACUGCACAAGACAAAGAAAACGGGAUUUAGACCUUUGGAUUCAAUAAUUGCCGGAAUCUGUCCACCACCAUGAGUCAAGCAAUAGAACAACUCGAACAGCAGCAGUCCAAAUUGGAAAAGGACAAUAAAAGGUUAAACGACACCAAUGAUAUGUUGCUUGAAAUUACCAAGAAACAGCGAUUGAUGGUAGGAACUUCGGAUCAAUCAAAAGGUACUACAUCUGCAGAAGAUAUUACAAACAAAUACCGUGUAUCACUUUACAAGAAACUUGCCGAUCUUGAAAAACAGCUUUUGCAAAAUCGAACAGUAUUCACAGAUGACUUCAAUUUUGAUGAAAAGGAUGCUAAGCAAAUGUUUAAGCUGAAAGUCCAAAUUCAUUCAUUACUAGAGGAAAACAAAUCAUUGAAAGACCAGCUUUCAGAUUUCCAGAAUUUGCAUGAUCAGGUUAUGGCUGAAAUCCGAUCAAAGAACUCAAAGAAUGCCAAUAGUCAAACUUCUAAUACUCAACAACAAGGAAAUAGUGCAAUAUCCGUCUCUCCUACUACCACUACUGCUUCACUGGACAAUGAUGAUUUGCAACCACUUCAGGUAAACGUUAUCGACAGUGAUGUAGAAAAAUUGAAGGAAAAGUAAUGGAAGAAGUGUUCAAAAUAUGAUAAGAAUAGUUUUAUGUUAAGUUAUGUAUUCCUUUUCUUUUUAGUCAUUAGAAUGCUUCUAAAAACAAAAUGUAUUCAUUAGAGUUAGUUACAAAUAAUUAAUCAAAUAACAAAUUGUUUUUAUUAAAAUGACUUAUUCAUCUACAUUGAUUAUUUUCACAAAAACUUCAUUUUGAUUUUGUUCAUCCAUAAGUUGUAAGAUAAAUACUUACUUAAUUUAAUUAGUCGAGUUGACUCUUAGUACCUAGGCAAAUAAGUUGUAUCCUUUUUUUAAGUUUUUUUUUUACCAUCAAUGUUUGAAUAUAUUAAAUUAAUUUUUAAUAACUAUUUGUAUCAAUCAAACAUUAAAUUUGUUUAUGUAUGAAAAAAUUCAUAAUAUUUAAUAUAAUUAAGUCAUAUGAAAUCAUCAAUAUUAUUUAUCUUAUAAUACGAAGGGGACUGUGCAUUAUCAGGCUUUGUUCAAAACCUUUCAAGAAAUAAAACUAUUGUAUUUAUAGUUAGACUUGAUUAAGUUAAAAAUAUUUCGACAUAUGAGACCAUAAAAAAAAAAUUUAGUAUUCACUAAUUUAAUUUUUAUAAUUUCUUCUAAAUGUGAGCUAAUAGUCUCAUAAUUUUUGGAGUUAAAUUGUUUUUGUCCAACAUUUUGUAAUUGUUAACACUGUUUUUUUUUUUAAUUAAAAAAAAUAAUUAAUUGUUCAAGUUUAACAUAAAUGUUUUUUACUUAAAAUUAAAUCCAACACUCUCCAGAUGAAAAACUAAACUAUAGAUUUAAUAUUAUACUAGUUUAAACUACUCUUAAGUCUUAUUAUAUUUCUAUAAAAAAAAAAAAAAUAGUUUAGGUACCUAUAAGACAAAUAAUAAUACAGUUUUUGAAGGUUGAAAAUUGAUAGUACAGAAAAAGUAGUGGAUGCAGUUUUGAGAGUAGACAACAUUUGUGGCAUAUUAAACAAGAUAGAUAACUCAGUUCCCACAGUUUUGCACAGUCCCCUUUAGUUUUUGAAUAGAUAUAAUUUUUUUUAUUACUCUUACAUUUUAAGUUAUGUUUCAUCAUAAGAUCAAAGUUGUGAACAUUGUAAUACUUAAAAUAAAUUUUUGAUUUAUACGCUUAUA
Messenger RNA from Myzus persicae (green peach aphid), 2099 nucleotides. RefSeq lists its product as uncharacterized. The record is from RefSeq and is a predicted model, not a curated record. The coding region runs from base 403 to 966 and encodes 187 amino acids. NCBI's taxonomy places the organism in Eukaryota, Metazoa, Arthropoda, Insecta, Hemiptera, Aphididae. The transcript is spliced from 5 exons.